This is a messenger RNA of Chaetomium strumarium, 957 nucleotides long. Its product is annotated as Alpha/Beta hydrolase protein. Gene Ontology annotation, cellular component: mitochondrion. The record is from RefSeq and is a predicted model, not a curated record. Gene Ontology annotation, molecular function: carboxylic ester hydrolase activity. NCBI's taxonomy places the organism in Eukaryota, Fungi, Ascomycota, Sordariomycetes, Sordariales, Chaetomiaceae. Bases 1 to 957 code for a protein of 318 amino acids. The transcript has 6 exons.
AUGAUGGGGAUUGCACGGUCUGCUCCCGCACUUCGCGCUGCCUCCUUUUCCAGAUGCGCUCGUCGGAUCCGGGUCCCGACUCCGGCCUCGGUUCCGGUGUUUGCGGCCGGCAUCCGGACGUCCUCGCCGUUCUCUACGGUUCCACUAGCAUACGACCUGCAUGAGCCGGCAAAGCCUGCGGCAGAUAAGCAGACCUCGCCCAUCAUCGUUAUGCACGGACUGUUUGGGUCCAAGAAGAACAACCGGACGAUAAGUAAAGUGCUAGCACGCGACCUGGGCCGCCAUGUCUACGCUGUGGAUCUCCGCAACCAUGGCGACUCACCCCACGAUCAUCGGCACGAUUAUGGUGCCAUGGCCGCCGAUGUGGCCGACUUCAUCCGGCACCAUGGGCUGAAGGAGCCCACACUGCUUGGGCACUCGAUGGGUGCCAAAACAGCCAUGACCCUGGCCCUCCACGAGCCAGACAUGAUUGCCAACAUCAUUGCGGUAGACAACGCGCCCGUGGACGCCCGCCUUGGCUCCGACUUCGCGCGGUACAUCCAGGGCAUGAAGAAGAUCGACGAGGCGAACAUCAGCCGCCAGGCCGAGGCUGACAAGAUCCUCGAACAGUACGAGAAGUCCCUCCCAAUCCGCCAAUUCCUCCUCGGCAACCUGCACCGUUCCUCCCCAGACAGCACGGCGCAAAAGUUCCGCGUGCCACUCCACAUCCUCGGCAAGGCGCUCGACCACAUGGGCGACUUCCCGUUCAAGAACCCGGGCGAGGUGCGCUUCGUGAAGCCGGCGCUCUUCGUCCGCGGCACCAAGAGCACCUACGUGCCCGACGAGGUCGUUCCCCUGAUCGGCCAGUUCUUCCCCAUGUUUGAGCUGGUCGACAUCGACGCUGGCCAUUGGGUCAUCUCGGAGAAGCCGGAGGAGUUCAGGCAGGCUGUGGUUCGGUUCUUGGAGCCCAAGGAAUGA